AUGCUCCUGGCUUGCUGGUUGGGGACGGCGCUGCUGCUCCUGCUGGCCGCGACUACCGGAGCUGCUGCUGCUGCUGCGUUAGGGCCGGCGGGGGAACGUCUCCGCGCCGCUUGCCCUGCCCCGGGCGGCUGCGACUCCCCCGAGAGCGACCGCAAGGCUCCCUGCGACGGCGACGACGAGAAAGGCUGCGCAACCCGCGCGUCGGGCGAGCCUUGCGGCGUCUACACGGCGAGCUGCGCAAAAGGCUUGCGCUGCGUCCCCCGGCCUGGCGAGCGCGCCCCGUUGCACGCCCUGCUGCGCGGCAGAGGGGUCUGCGCGGCGGGAGCAGCCCAGAAGAGAGGCGGCAAAAACCAGACGGAAGCGGAACCCGCGGCAAGUGAUGGCUGGAAGGAGAAUCACCAACCAGGUCAGUCAACUCCCGAUCCUUUCUCCUUGCAAGAGGUCACCGUUGGCAAAGCCCAGCUACAGCAGCUCUCCCUGAGCAGUGAUGGCAAACAGGGAUUUGAUACGGCCCCUUGCCGCAUGCACUUGGCAGCCAUCUUGCAGGAGCUGAAGGCCCCCCUCUACCUGAAUGGGGAAGACAUCUUCAUUCCCAAUUGUGACACCAAAGGCUUCUACAGGCGGAAGCAGUGCCGGGCGUCCAAAGGGCAGAAGAGAGGCCAAUGCUGGUGCGUGGAUAAGAGAGGCCAUCGGUUGGAGGGACUGGACGAAAACCCUCUUUGCCUACUUGCUAACAGUGACUGAGUGGGGCUAGGGGGGCGCACAGUGCUUCAGCAGCAGAGACUCUUGACGAAGAGGAAUCUCCGUACUAUAGAACGGUUACAGAAAUGUUUGCUUUUAACUUAUUGUGUGGUUGCUGCCUUGCUGGGGUCCUGCGUUCCUUGGUGUAACCUUGGAGCAGCUAUUAUGUUUGAUGAUAGCCCACAAAAGGUUGGAAGAGCCUGGACUGGCUGCUUCAAGGCAACAGCAGACAGGAAGCUUUUAACUCCACGAGUGAAGACACUUUGUUGAAUAAGCUAUCGGUGGUUGCGCUGGCACCUGAGCCAGCUGUUCUAUUUGGUAGGUGUGGCAUGUAUCACAGGUGCUAAACCAGAAGGGGAAUGCGAGUAGCCAGAUGUUGAGAGUGGGAUGUGUGUGUAUGAGUGUGUAUAGUUCUCAAGCAAGCCUGGAGGGGUAAUGCAGACAAAUAUGAGAUGCAGCCAGUAUAUACCUUAAGCAUCCUUCUACCAAGGUAGAGGUGAUUAGGAAGAACUGAAAAAGGUACAUGGGGAAAGAAGGCAAUUUUGUGAAAGGGGACUAUGGAAUGGGUGUUCAUAUUGUUGCCAACACCUACAGUUAGAACAAGGUAGUGGAAGUGAUAACUGGUGCAGGGCACUUGUGCUUGGUCCCCUUUAUACCAAAACCUGCUUCUUCCUCAGUCGCCCCUCUGUACUGGGUUGUCUAACGGUUUCCCCACAAGCAGAUUAUUAGGAGUGCUACCCGUGUGGUAGGAUUUGUUGAUGGGAGGGCCUGAGGCUGCCUUCCCCACAGAGGAGCAGCGCAUGAUGGAUCUUUCCCUAUUCUCUACAGUGGGCUUUAAUUUAACUCUUCGCAUUUGAGAGGGUGGGUUUUGGCUUCUGUAUGUUUCACUGUCAUUGUCUACAAUAAAUCUGGUGCCUA
Molecule: messenger RNA, 1659 nt
Organism: Elgaria multicarinata webbii
Lineage: Eukaryota; Metazoa; Chordata; Lepidosauria; Squamata; Anguidae
Gene: IGFBP6
Product: insulin like growth factor binding protein 6
Exons: 4
Coding region: 1-744 (247 amino acids)
Biological process (GO): regulation of insulin-like growth factor receptor signaling pathway
Cellular component (GO): extracellular region
Molecular function (GO): insulin-like growth factor II binding; insulin-like growth factor I binding
Source: RefSeq, a predicted model, not a curated record